Molecule: messenger RNA, 2564 nt
Organism: Biomphalaria glabrata
Lineage: Eukaryota; Metazoa; Mollusca; Gastropoda; Planorbidae
Exons: 3
Coding region: 287-1891 (534 amino acids)
Molecular function (GO): protein binding
Source: RefSeq, a predicted model, not a curated record
UCUGAGCUAAAAGUUGCUAUCCGCCUUCAGCUACGAAAAACGCAAAAGCUGCUUGAUCUAUUGGAUUUCUAAAUCUAGAAUUGGAUCUAGAUCUAGUCUUUGUUACAUAAAAAUGUAUCUUUUAAAUUAGGUUUGCCCAAUGCGACAACAAUAAUACAUAGAACGGUACAUAGAUCUACCAGAAUCAACUUAAAUUCGCCAGGCUUGUCAUGGGAUGUUGGAGGUGCUCUCAGCUUACAUGAACUAAACUGGCUCCUGUACCACAAACUCAAGGCACCGGGUGCUAAUGGAAAUUCUUCGACUGCCCCCGGAGAUAAUUGAGAAUAUCUUUCUCCAUCUGGACACCCAAACUCUGGCAUCAUGUGCACUGGCCGACUCCCACUUGGCUGACAUUGUCUACUCCUCCCACUUCCUGGAUGAGUACUGUCGAACAUCGCUCAACUGCUCAUGGAUAACAUCUGCUGAUAUUUACAAUGCUCCUACAGCUGUGCCUUACGAGUUUUGGUUUUGGCUCUACACAACAAUGAAGUUAGAAAAUACUGGUGAAACAAAUCUGAUAUUUCACAACAAACAUCUCACAAAAAUUGGCACUUUCCGGCAUAUGUUCAUCAUGUGGCUGAUGUGUGGUCUGAGGCCGAGCUUCAUGUACUCUCACACAUUGAUGUAUGAGCUCUACCCACUCCCUGAGACAGUGACUCAGCUCUAUCAGCAAACCAAUCACCUGUCCACAUCAGUCAAUGAUGUGCUGAUGAAGAUCUUCUUGGCACUUCCAGAAAUUAUGGAGCUCAGCUGUUGCAGCUUGGAACUACUGAAGAUGCAAUCAGGCUACUGUACCAGCCUGUAUAUGGAUAUUGUAUGCAAUGAUGGCAUUCAGCCCAAACUGCCUUUGGAUUUCACCACCUUGUUUAGCAUAGAAAUCAUCUCCUCUCCCCUUUUUGGCAAGAACCCAUCACUGCUUAUUCUAAUUGGCAGUGAGACAUGGAUAAUGUGGCUAGGAUUUUUAAAUAUUACUUUUGAUCACAACGAGACAAGUAUAGUGGAAAAUCUGUUCUGCAAGUACUUUAAUAAUGAGGCCAACAUUAUAGAUAUUCAGCUAACGGCUAAGGCAGCUGUCCAAGAUUUGAAUAGUUUUGUCUACAGCUUAAGAAAUGGGUCACCUUGUCCAAUUAUUUCUGCUGACCAUCCAGAUAUGGCGACUGUGAACAUUUUUUUGGCACAGGAACACCACCGCAGUUUGCAGCAAGCAUUUGGUUUGGCUCUUGAUAAGCACUGUUGUCACCUGAUCAAGUCUGUCACUUCUAAAAACAGAGGUGACGCUCACUGCAAGGAGGCCAUGAUGGAUGUCUUCAACAUCAAGCUUUGUGAGAAUGCUCAGAUCAAUGAGUAUAUUCUGAAUGUCAUCAACGUCGACAAAACCAACGAUCUGCGGCAUUUGUCGUUCAUCAUCUACAAAUGUGUUCUGGAAUGCGUGGCUUGUCUUUUUCGCAACGAGAUACAUUUCUGUGUCGAAGACAGCUUCUGCCAUUCCUUUCUCUGCGGCUGCCUGGGACCACCUUUUAAAAACACGGACUCUGAAAGUGUUGAGACUAAACUUGAGAAGUGUUUGGCGGAAAAGAUGAAAGAUGGGCUGUACCCUCCCCAGAUGUGGCCUGCUCAUGUCCUGUCUGCGGCACGUCAAGUGGUUCCUGUCUUAACUGAGCUCUUGGAAAUGGACAUUAUGAUGGUCACAUCCAGAAGCAUGAAAUGUGUCAUUCCGAAAUUAGUUUUAAUGAGAAUCUACCAAAGACUUCAAAAUGCAGGGCUCACCCUUACCAACAGACCACCUAACAAACCCCGUUGUCCUCCCCUAUUGAAACAAGUUCGUUUAUGGUCAGUAGAAAAUGUUAGCUAAUUUUAUAUGGGAUCAGACAAAUAUUUAUUUAGUUUUUAAAAAAAAAAAGGUUAUUAAACUAGUUAUAAAAACAUUUUCUCUUCACUUAUAUCACCAAUGUUUACAAAUCUCAAUGCAUUAAGUAUUUAAUUUUUAAUGACACUACAUUCCACCUGUCAUGCUUCUCUAGUAGGUUUUAUAUUGUAAGCUUCAGUCUCUUUUUGAAACUGUACAUACAUUUGUUUAGCCAAUGUUGUAAGGUCGUGUUCAGACCUAAAUGAUUAAGAGAACAUUUCAAUAGACAGUGACCAAAAGGUGGACCUGUAUAACAUAUCUUCAUUAAACUUACAUGUGCAGCUUUUUUAAAAGUGUCUUCAUGACCUACUCAGUGUGUUCUAGACCCCAAUACAUUUAUGGACCUUGGUGUUCUGUGGAAACAAUCAGCAGUUUAAAAAUGUUAAGCCUUUGUUCAUAUCCAAACUCCAAACCCUAUGCUUGGUAUUUAAGUGUUUUAUAGUACUCAGUCACCAUGCUUUGUCUGAUAUUGCAAUAUAUACUGAAUGUUUUCUUAUGUGUUCAUAUAUUAUACAGUUUAAGACACAUUUUAUGUUGAUAAAAUAACUAUUAAAUGUUAUAUCUAAAUACACUGAUGAUUUUUAUACUAGUUCAUUAAAGUGAAAGAACCUCAGAUUUA